AAUCUCACAAUAGACCAUAUCAUCAAACAGUCACCUCUUAUUGAAGUCUUCCGUCACUGCCGUGUUAUUGUUGAAAAUGUAUUCCACCUCCUCCACCAUACAAUCCGCCACCAACCACCAGAUAUAACCAAGACAAUUGAAAAACUUACAAAGCGGCUUUUAGAGACUAAACCACACAAGUUUACUGCCCGUCAUAAGUUGCAAUUUUCUGUUGAUGAUAAGGUAGCAAGCGGCUUUGGAAUUAUAGAAAAAAAAGGAUUAGGAGUAUCUACAUCUGGGGAGGGCAAUAGUGAGAGUGUUGAAAUAACUGGUGCCGACCUUGUAGACUGA
Serpula lacrymans var. lacrymans S7.9 is the source of this 330-nucleotide messenger RNA. RefSeq lists its product as uncharacterized. The transcript has a single exon. The record is from RefSeq and is a predicted model, not a curated record. The annotation marks the transcript as partial. Lineage: Eukaryota; Fungi; Basidiomycota; Agaricomycetes; Boletales; Serpulaceae.